UAAACCCUCAUUAUUUACAUAUUUUAAAGACGCUUGGUUUGUACAAAUCUUGAGUACUAUAUUCUUUGGUACAAAUAUUCUUUGUCAAAAUGUCGAGUAAUUACGACAGCGACGAUGACUACUAUCCACAAACUACUCUUAUGAGAUACGGCUCCUCCGUAUUACCAUACAACAACGCGUCAAUAGAAAUGCUGAUAUUAGAUGUUGCAAAAAAAUUUGAUUUUCGCGUAGUGAUUACCGAAAAGAUAGCAACGGAUAUGAUCGCAGUGACCACAGGGCUGUCUGAGUUUGGUGAUGUCGUUGGAAGUGCCUUGGGUUAUGCAUUAGGAGGAAAAGAAGGUGAACAAUGGGGCAGUGUAAUUGGAACCAUCGUUGGUGCAGCUUGUGGGGUUGGUCUCACAGCUGUGGCUGUCACAGAGAUAUGGAAUAGUAUCAAGUCAAAGCUGUACAAGAUCUUCAAAAUUGUCUAUGACUACUUGGCAAGUUUGAGAAUCACAGAUUACAGCAAAGCUGCAAUGAUGCUGACACAGAAGGGUCAUCUUGAAGACCUGGCUUUCGUCAUAAUGAGAGCGAUGUCCGGUGCCCUCGGACAGCAAGUUUUAUCCAGUUUAACUGCUUCUUAAAGAUCACAAUGAUGGGCCGGAUUCCGUAUAAGCCGUAAAAAGAAAAAAAUGUUAAUCACAAUGUAUAAAUACCUAUACCGGUUUAGUCGUAAUAUCAAAUGAAAACAAUUAAUUAAUGCUUGAUAAUAUUGAUGGUUUUGUGAUGUACAAAAAUAAAAUAAAUAUAUCGCUGUAUGGAAUUCAGUAA
Molecule: messenger RNA, 810 nt
Organism: Achroia grisella
Lineage: Eukaryota; Metazoa; Arthropoda; Insecta; Lepidoptera; Pyralidae
Exons: 2
Coding region: 90-623 (177 amino acids)
Source: RefSeq, a predicted model, not a curated record